Messenger RNA from Myiozetetes cayanensis, 14775 nucleotides. Its product is annotated as ubiquitin-associated protein 1-like. Gene Ontology annotation, cellular component: ESCRT I complex. Gene Ontology annotation, molecular function: DNA binding; ubiquitin binding. The annotation marks the transcript as partial. The record is from RefSeq and is a predicted model, not a curated record. Gene Ontology annotation, biological process: ubiquitin-dependent protein catabolic process via the multivesicular body sorting pathway; regulation of DNA-templated transcription. The transcript is spliced from 6 exons. NCBI's taxonomy places the organism in Eukaryota, Metazoa, Chordata, Aves, Passeriformes, Tyrannidae.
GUCCUUUCAGUUAUCUUGAUGAUGUCCCAUUUAAGAUAGGAGACAAAUUCAAAACCCCAGCAGAGGUUGGAUUACCCAUUGGUUUCAGCCUGUCUGAUUCUUCUAAGCUUGUCAGAGAAGCCCAGUAUGACUUCUCACUGGAAAAGAAAACAAUCAAGUGGGCUGAAGAUAUCAAAAAAAUUGAAACUGCCCAGAGAGAAGCUGAACACAAGGCAGAAGAAGUGCUAGCAAACUCAGAAGCGGCUCCAGAGGACAUCGCCAAAUUGGGGUUCUCAGAGGGACCUUGCCCUAAAGUCAUGCCUCCUCCUAUUAACCCCAUCCUUGCUAGCCUGCAGCACAAUAAUAUUCUUACUCCCACACCAGCCAACAGCAGUGCUGUGAAGCAAAAGGUUCUCAGUCCACCUCAUCCAAAAGCAGACUUCAACCCAGCUGAUUUUGAAUGUGAAGAAGACCCUUUUGACAAACUGGAAUUAAAAACUAUCAAUGAUAAGGAGGAAUUAAAAAAUAUUCUUGAAAUUCACGUUGGUACUACUGGGCCAAUUGUUGCCCAGCUAUUAGAUAAUACUUUGCCCAAAGGAGAGUCCAUGUUGCAAGAUGAGAAAGUUCUGACAUCCAUAGAAAGGGCUACACUGGACUUCAAACCCCUUCACAAACCCAAUGGCUUUAUCACUUUACCGCAGCUGGGAAACUGUGAAAAGAUGUCCUUGUCUACCAAGGUGUCCCUGUCCCCUAUCACUUCAGUGAGCAACAUCAAAUCCCUGUCCUUUCCUAAACUUGACUCUGAUGAGAGUGAUCAAAAAUCAUCAAAGCUCAUGAGCACUUUCCACAACACUACCUGUCUCUGCAAUGGUGCUUUGCUCAGUUCUUUGCAGACCUGCACUGAGAGUAAAGCCAAUGAACUGAAUGGACACCAUCUGGUUGGUCUUUCUGCUCUAAAGGAGGACAGUGGCAUGGAGACAUCAACAUUAUCCUCUUCAUCCAGGCUGCCUUCCCUGGCUGCAUCAACAGUUUGUACAGAAGAAUCAUCUCAAAGCACAGCAACUAUGAUACACCCAGACUACAAGGAAACAGAAAUCCCUACGGUAACGCAUCAAAAUUUCCCCGUGUCUAAAGUGCCCAAUAACACCAACUGCACAAAGCGGUCAGGUGGCCCCGCUCCUGAACUACAGCAGGCCCUCUCUGCUAGCGAGAGGCAAUGUGUAGAGACGGUUGUCAACAUGGGGUAUGCACCUGAGGACGUCCUGAAAGCCAUGAAGAAGAAGGGGCAGAACAUAGACCAAGUUUUGGAUUACCUGUUUGUACAUGGACAGCUUUGUGAGAAGGGCUUUGAUCCACUUCUUGUUGAAGCAGCUUUGGAAAUGCACCAGCGUUCAGAGGAGAAGAUCACAGAGCUUCUCCAACUAAUGAGUCAAUUUAAAGAAAUGGGCUUUGAACUAAAAGACAUUAAGGAGGUCUUAUUAUUACAUAACAAUGACCAACAGAACGCUUUGGAAGAUCUAAUGGCCCGUGCAGGAGCCAGCUGAAAACACAUUCCUGGAUUCUCAUCAUACAGCGGAGCAGGACCAGCCCUGCCACCUUCACAUCCAGGGUGACUUAAUCUCAGCAGGAAGGAGUCUGGCUUUUUGCAUAUGAGGGAGAGCAUCUGCACGAGUCUGCCCAUGUGCAUCCCUCUAGGAUUUCUUUUUCCCCUGAGAGACAACUUUCUUUCUGAAAUUAAAUUUUUAAAGUGUCCUUUCCUAAGUUUCUAUUUUCCAGCUUGGCCACAGAGAGCUUAGACUGCCCAGCCUCUACUGGAAUUGUACAUAGGUAGAGAUGAGGUGGUUUCUCCCAUUCAUUGUGUCACUGGAGUUGAACAGAAGAACAUUAAGUUGGUUCUGAAACUAGGAUGCUUUGGUUCUUUGAAACUGCUUUCAUGGUAUCUGCUUGUACUGAAUUAUUGACUGUGUCAUAGUCCAGAUAACCUGGUUAAAUUUGACCUUUAGUGCAAUGGAGUUUUAUUUUUUGGGGGGAAAAUUAGUCUGCAACUUAGUAAAACACUGAUUCAUAAACUGUCACUAUGCAUAGAGAACCUGUUCAUCUUGGUUUUUUUUUUUACCCAUGCGUCCAACACUUCUUCCAGGCAUGAGUGUUCAAUGUUGAGUGGUGUUUAAGUUCCCUUGAAACAGGUAAGCUGUGAACUCUAUCUGGACUUGCAACUUAUGUUGGUUUUUGAACGUGAAGGCAGAGAGUUGGAGCUCAGUAUUCUUAACCCCCCAGGUUGUAGGAUAUUUAAGGCAAUGCUCUGCUAGGAAAUAAGUUAUCUUUUUGUUUUAAAUAAUACUCGGUGUGAUGCAGGUUUCUUUCAAGCACUUUCUUUAAAAGAGAUAUACUCACUGCAUUAGUUCCAUUUCUCACACUGCUAUAAAAUUACAUAAUAGCAUCUAGUACUAGAAAUCAGGUUUUGGGUUGGUUUUGAUAGUUAAAGUUCUAAAUACUUAAAAUAUCAACAGUCUUGAGGAAUCUUUAAAGUAAUUUGCUAAAUAUUUUGAUUCUGCAGAAGAACAACUAAUAAACCCCUCAAUUUAAGUCCCAGUGUCAUGAUUCCCAUCUUUCAUGCUCUUUGGCUUCAGCAAAUUAUCAACUUGCUGGAUCCUGCCUGCCCAAGUGCUGCCUGCUCCUGUAGGCACAUAUGAACACUGUGUUGGGCAGAACAACCAGAGGUCUCCAGGCAGAUGGCUGUAGUAGUGCAAAAACCAGGCCUAGGGAAUUUGUGUUACAGCGUGGAGCUGGGAGCAUUGAGAACUUAAGAGAGGGGAAAAUGACUUUGCUCAUUGCCUCAGUUUAGGUUUUCCAGUCGGAGGUUUUUAGCUCAUCAGGGCCCCAAAGGAGAUGACAUUCGUCUCUAUUAUGUACUUAACUUUAUAUGACAAAAACAUGUAAUUUGGGUCCAGUGUUAACUCCUGGAAUUGUCUGUGAGGUUCUCAACUACAUUAAUUACCUUUACUUAAAAUAAUGCUGAGAAAAUAUGUACCUGGUAAGUAUGUAGGAGAUGUGGAGAUGAAUGAUGAGUAGGACCAGGACACUGCUUUGCACAUAUCCCAUAGUAUUGAGUUUAACCAGCUUCUAUUAUUGGGGUUGAAAUUAAAACUUGUUCUAAGCAGGACAUUCAACACACAGAGGCCUGUAGGUGCAGGUAAAGCAGUUGCCUAACUUUCCUUCCUAGGUGAGAAAUGUGACAGUUUGAAAUGAGGAAAUGGGGUUCCUGAUUAAUCAGAAAAGGUGGAAAACAAAACUCAAACUGCUUUACUGUCACUGCUGAGAGCAUUCAGUUGUCUUGCUUGUUUCACUUUUCUCACAAUUAUCCAAACAAAUCUGUCUGGUACUAGACAAUCCUAAAGGGGCAAGAAGUCUUGCCGGCGAAGAAAUUACUAUUUAGACCAAACUUCUGAAUAAAAUCAUCUCUUCAGUUGUGUUAAUGUGUUUUAAGUUUUUUCAGUCUCUCCACUACAGUAACUACUGUGCUUAUGGAGACUGUAGUAGAAGUGAGAGCAGAGAGGUGAAGAUGGAAAGUGAUACCUGUAAAAGCUGGUCAUCUCCUUCCAAAGAGACAUAACCCUCUGGGUCUUCCCUGGUGAUGCUGCUCUUGCUUCGCCGGUGAGGUUUCUGGAUUUACAUCUGUAUUGGGUUUGCAUGGCCAGGUUUUGGUAGAAGAGAGGCUAUGGGCGUGGUUUCUGUGAGAAGAUGCCAGAAGCUUCCCCCGUAGAGCCAUAGCCCAUAGAGCCAAUGCCAACUGGCUCCAUUGCUGUCCAAAGCUGAGUCAAUUGGGAAUGGUGGUAGCACUUCUGUGAUAACAUAUUUAGAAAGGGUAAAAAACUGCUGUGGAACAGCAGUGUUAUGGUUUAGCUAAAUUUCUCCAUACCAUCAUGUGGUUUUUGGAGAAGCACAGGGGGACACACUCUGCCCUGGGAGGACAGGGAGGGAGGAGAGUUCCUGCUGGGACAAAUCCCACUAGAACUUAGGAGAAUAAAACUGCUGCCACAAGGGGAGCCUGGUCUCUUUGUCCUGAGCUGUUGCUUGGAGGAGUUUGCUGCCUGCCCACUGCAGCUGCCACAGAGGGACCUGCUUGGCUACUGCUGCCUGCCCACUGUAGUCACUGUGGGGGACCUGCUUCGCUGCCAGCCACUGUGGGGGGCACUUGCUUCGCUGCUGCGGCUCACCUGCUGUAGCUUCUUUGCUACCGUCAGCUGGGGAAGUCCCCUUUGUGUGCAUGGUGAGCUGUUGCUGGGCUUUUUGUCACAACUCUGCCCAGGCUACAUAGGGAUCACGUGACCAUGUCAGGACUGCGUUGUCAUCUUGGCAGCACAGAGUUGAGAGAGUGGUUUUGGGUGACAUUUCCUCUGUUAUUGUUUAGUCAUUGUUUUAUUCUGUUUUGUUCUCCGUUUUUAGUAAAAUUGUUAUUCAUUUUCAUACUCCGCUCAAAUGCCUCAUAAUUUCAAAAUUUUUUGUAAUUUAGGGGGAGGGUUUUCUAUUCCAUCGGAGGUCCCGCCUCCUGGGACACUGUCAAUAAAACCAAGACAAGCAGACAAAAAAGAGUUUAGAAUAUGUGAGAAACACCUCUGCAGACACCAAGGUCAGUAAAGAAGGAGGGGGAGGAGGUCCACUAGGGGCUGGAGUAGAGAUUCCCCUGCAGCCUGUGAAGACCAUGGUGAAGCAGGUUGUCCCUCUGCAGCCACAGUGAAGGAGAUAUCCACCCUGCAGCUUGUGGAAGACCCCAUGCCAGAGCAGGUGGAUGCCCAAAGGAAGCUGUGACCCUGUUGGAAGCCCAUGCUGGAGCUUGCUCCUGGCAGGACCUGUGGCCCUGUGGAGAGGAGUCCAAACUGGAGCAGGUCUUCUGGCAGGACUUUGACCCCAUGGGGGACCCAUGCCAGAGCAGUCUGUUCCUAAAGGACUACUCCCCAUGGAAAGGACUCAUACUGGAGAAGUUUGUAUAGGACUGUCUCCCAUGAGUGGGACCCCAUGCUAGAGCAGGGGAAGAGUGAGGAGGAAGGAGCAGCAGAGAUGACAUGUGAUGAACUGACCACAACCCCCAUCCCCCCCCAUGCUGAUCAGAGGGGAAGAGGUAGAGAAUUUGAAAAUGAAGUUGAGCCUGGGAAGAAGCGUGGAGUGUUUUAAGGGUUGUUUUUAUUUCUCACUAGUCUACUCUGCUUUGAUUGGCAAUAAAUUAAAUAAUUUACUCAAGUCUGUUUUGCCUGUGAUGGUAAUUGCUGAGUGAUCACACUGUCCUUAUCUCUGCCCAUGAACCUUUUGUUGUAUUUUCUCCUGCCCUGUUCAGUUGAAGAGGGGAAAUGAUAGAACAGCUUGGAGGGGAUUAACCUGGUGGCUUAGGGGAGAGGCAGUUCUGAAGAAACAUGUAACAAAUAACACAAAGUGAUGAGACUUGAAUGUUAUUUUGGGCACUGUGCAUCGCUUAGUUACUCUAGUACUGGUGUUCUCUCCUGUCAAGUUAUGAACAAAACUCAGCCUGGAUGUGGGGAGGUCCUGCUGAUAACUGGUGCAUGGCUGGGCUCUGCUCUGCUGCUAGCUGGUGAGAUGAUGACUGCAUCUCCAGUAACACUUGAGGCCUUAGGGCUUUUCCUUAGGUUCUUGGAUCAGAUUGAUUUAUGUACCUGAUUUAUGUACCUGGCACUGCUUUAACUUUAUCAGACAUUGUUUGGCCUUUUUGUGUUAGCUGCUGCCGGAUACUGAGGUCUGGGUGCCUUGGUGGAAAGGCUUGUGAGAAGUGUAGAAGCAGAGCCAAAACUGGUGGCUGUGCUUUGAGCUGCCUGAGCUGCCUCCUGAUGGUUCUGGACAGCAGCAGCUUGGUAAGGAGUCUGACAAUGAAGAGCCAUCAAUCACCCACGUGGCAGCCGAGGGCUCCCAUUCUGCCUGCAUAAGGCUGGAGACCUGGUGGGAUGAGAGGUGCUGCUGUGGUUGUUGACUUGUUUCGGGAGUGACUUCGUUUUUGGGAUCCUACAGUCAGGCAGUGAGAGCAUGCCCCAAGGCUUUCUUCAGUUAGCCCUAUGCCUCCUGCAGCAGCUGGAACACUCCUGGGCAGUGCAGGUCACCAACCCCAGAUCCUUUGUCAUCAGCUUUUCUGCACAGUGUGUGACUAGGGAGACUGCAGACUUCUGACAGGAGUGCAGCAAAAUGUGUUGCAAGGGCCAAAUUGCUGCUGCCACAGGCUGUUCAGGUCAGCUACAUGUGGCUGUGUGAGAAAUAUCUCUAAUUAAACUUUCAAAGACAGACAAAUAAAGUGAAACAAAGAACUUUUAAUUUCAGUGUGCUGGGUGCACUGGCCUGGUGACCAAGUCUGAGCACACUGGGAAUGGGAGGGAAGAGUCCUUUUAAGGUUUCUUGAUUUACAUAACCACUCCUUCGCUCCUCCCAUUGCCAACCCCACUCCUUUUCUUCCUUAAAAGGUGAUAUAGCCCUCUUGAAUUCGAUUGGGUCUCUUAGGACUGGCUUGCACUCUCCUUCAUCAGUCCAUUGGUCGUCUUUCCUGACCUAUAAUAUUGUUUCCCAGUCCUGGUCGCCUGGUUCCUUGGCAGUGAGCCCAGAGUGGUCUCCCUGCCUUACAUGCUUUCUGGCCCACCUUCACACUGUAAUUGUAGGUAACUGUAAGCAGCAACAAGUAACUGUAAGCAGAUCUGUAAGCAGCAACAAACAACUGCAAGCAGCAAUAAGUAACUGCAGUAACUGUAAGCAGCUCACCAGUCCCCGACCACCAAAUGACUCUCCAACUCCCCAAACAAAACAACUUCCAGACAUCUCGAUAUAAGGCAACUUAUGGAAACUCCUGCUUGUAAUAAAAUUACCUUAUUUAUUUCUUACAGCUGGCGGUUGGAGGACAGCUUCUGAAACAUCAGCUAUGUCAGCAGACCAGGUGUGAAGGGGAUCUAGUACUGAUUCCCAACCUCAGUUAAUCUUUUGCAAUCAAACGUUUUUACAGGCAUUUUGGAAACAUUUACUUUAAAACAAAUAUUACCAGACUUGUGUAGUAAAUUGAAUUUUAUUUAAAUUAUGUCAAUUAUUCAAAUAAAAAAUCAAGCAUCUGCCAUGAGCAUUAAUAGUCUUUGUUACACCUGAAUACAAAAAUGAACCAAUUUUAGUUCUAUAUUUAUUUGAUUGUAGAUGGCCAGGCUCUUUUAAUCUCAGACUGCUGUAAUGACAACACUUUCACAUGUGUUCCUCAAGUUGAAAUGAAAAACUUUCAUAUCAAGUGUCAGUAUAAUAGCAAACAGGAAGGGGAUGAUACUUUUAAAAUGCUCAUUUAGCACAUUUUCACACAAGAAUUAAAGUAGCAUCUAGGUAAUAACCUUUUAUAGUUUCAUACUUUUUGUGUGUGUGUGUGUGUGAAUUUACCACACCAACAGUCUGGUAGGAUAAGAUGAAAGUCAGGCUUCCUUGUUUUCUAGCUUGGAGUCUAAUUGCUCCCCAUUGAAAAGCUAAUGACUUUUCUCAGCAAAAAGUGGGACUCUUGUUUUCCUCUGCCCGAGGCAGUGGGGGAAAAUAGAUUUUCCUGUGUAACCUUGCCAGAGGGAAAAGGGGGUGGGGAGGAAAGGGCAGGUUUUGGCUGGGAGAUGCUCAGGUUUCCUGGGUUUUUUACCGUUUUGGUUUUUUUUUUUUGGGGGGGGGAGAGCCACAUGGGGUGCGCUGGAGCGGUUCGAUCUGGUUUUUGGAUUGCUUGCCUAGCUCAGGAGGGUGUGGGGAUCUCUGCCUGCACCUUUUCUUCCCCCUCCCCCCUUCCUGUGUCAUCAGGUCUUUGCAUCUAUCAACAGAAAGGAUUCCAACUGGAGUCAGUCCUCAAAAAGUGAGUCCACUGGAACCAUUGAGGGGAAAAACCGCCCUUCCCCCUUUUCCCCUCCCAUGCCGGCGGUGGCCUGCACCCUCUGAGAGGUGUAUCAGACUGACCCAGCUGCCUUCCGUGCGCAGGUCCCCACAGACACGGCGGACGCUAGAGCCUGACAGCAUCCCCUGCCAGCCGCUAGUGAGUAACUGCAGACGUCUUUUCUCCCGAGGCACAACAGCGCCCCUUGCUGGUUGAAAAGGAGUCACUGCAGCCCAACAGCAUCCCCUGGUGACAGUGAGCGAGCCACUGCAGCCCCUGCCUCCCACUGCGUACCAGUGCCCCCUGCUGGGUGUGGUUAUAACUGCGCUGAAAGGCAUAAAGUACUUCAUUGUUUUCAGCAAAAGUUGUGGUUACAGAAUUGUUGUGUGUUUUGUUUGUUACAUAUAUAUACAUAUAUUUACUGAUGCCUCAGAGCUUUUCGAUGUUUUUAACUUUUGUAGAUUUUAGAAGUAGUUGUGCAGUAAAUGUAGAUUUUAAUGUAACUGUAUUACAUCCCUUACCCUUAAUGUAACACUUUACAGAUACCUAGCCCUAUUAUCCCAUUUCAUAUCAAUCCCUCUAAAAUCCCAUUAGCGUGUUUAGUCUUCUUUUCAAGGUCAUCAAGGACUCUACCCACGCUUGCUGCAAACGCACUGAUGGCUAAAAAGGCCAAUGGAAGAUAGACAAGUCCGGUUGCAAAAGGCACAGUGGAAAGUCUCUGUAGGCGGUAUCGGUAAAACACAAUUCUUUCUGUGUUGUCUUUUCUCCUCAAGAAUGAUUCUAUGUGUGUUCUCAAAAGAAGUAGCAGAAUUAUAAAUAGUGCAUCUCCAUCUCUCCCAACUGGAGGUCAGAGUAAACCAAUGAUGAUGAUCAAUAUGGCCAAGGCUGAGAGAUUGUUUCAGGGAGUCCUUGUAUCUCCUCUUCAGGGCUCCUCUCUUGAGGUAGCCAGUGACAAGUUCGCCAUAGAGCACAAUCUUAGAGAGGAGGUAGUCCUUCAUCCUGGAGACGUGCCCUGCCCAACACAGCUGUGUUCUCAGCAACAUGACCUCAAUCCUCGUAACUGCUGCCUGUUCAAGAACAGACGCAUUAGUCACAUAGUCAGUCCAGUGAAUGUUUAGGAUUGUAUGGAGGCAGCGUUGAUGCAAGUGUUCUGAGUUACAAGUGGUGGCCCAUUCUCUCCCACAUUCCAUGCCACUCAUGACUAUCCACCUUCAGGGCAGAUCUCUGAAUGAAUGACCUCCAUAGAAAUCUCUUUCUUGACUCUAAACAUGGUGUGGACCACAUUGAGGAGACCUGGCAGACUUAGCAACAAGAACAUGCUUUCCUUAACAUCCAAGGGGAAUUCAGAAUUCUCAAAAGCUGUUGUACCAGGCCUGAAGGAGGAAAAGGGAGUGAAAUGCUGGGGAAAAUCAUCCUCCCCCUUCCCCCCACAGGCUGGGUAUGAUUAUUAAUGAAUUCCCAAAGGUAGUGUGAGAAAUAUCUCUUAUUAAAAUUUUGAAGACAACCAAAUAAAGUGAAACAAAGAACUUUAUUUUCAGCAUGCUGGGUGCGGUCAGGUCUGCCUCAUACCAGGACUUGAGAGUACACCUGAGAUGGGAGGGGGCAGUUCUUUUAAGGUCUUUCGAUUUGCAUAACUAUUCCGUCGUCCCUCCCGUGCUCAGCUCUGCUCCUUUUCUUCAUUAAAAAGCAAUAAAACCUUUUUCUUGAGUUCAAUUGGGUCUCUCAGGGUCAGCUCAUACUUCCCUUUUUCAGUCCAUUGGUUGUCUUAACUGAACUGAUUGUUUCCCUGUCCCGACCACAUGGUCCCUUGGCAAUGAACCCUGGCUGGUCUCAUUGUCUUACAGGUUUCCCGAUUCUCCUCUAUACAGCAACAGUAAGCAACAGUAACAGGAUCACAACUAUUAACAGAUCAUGGCUGCAACAGAACUGCAGCCACAGGCAACUGCAGAACACCCCUGGUCACAAAAACUCCUCAUCACGAGGCAACCAUGGAAACCCUGCUUGUAAUAAAACCUUUUCAUUUACUUCUUACAGUAGUGCUCGAGGUAAGGGCAGGAGAGCAACACUGAAUGCACAUCCCAGAUGACCCUCUGUCAUGGGUUCAAGUGGCUGAAUUUUUGGUAAUAGGGAGCCAUAGAGAUGAUUUCAAUUAGAAGCUACUAGAAGCUUUUGCUGUUCUAUGAAAAAGUCAAUGAUAGCCAGCUCCAGGAUGGACUUCCUACUACUAGUCAAUGAUAUUUGCUUCUGUGAUAACAUAUUUAAGAAUACAGGAAGAGAAGCCUGUGUCACAGAAGAAAUUCCAGAUCAGAGGAGAGCAGAGGAGAACAUGAGAUAGCAAUGUAGACUCCAAGGUCAACGUAGCAGGAGGGGGGAGGAAGAGGCCCGAGGAGGCCUCCCUCUCCCCCUCCAGCAGGGAAAAGACUGAAAGCCAAGACCGACCCCUGCCACCUGUGGAAGAUUAUUGGAGUGAGGAGAUCCCCCUGCAGCUCAUGGAGGAGCCUACACUGGAAUAAGUGGAUGCACGAGGGAGCUGAGACUCCAUGGGAGGUCUAAGAUGAAACAGAGUCUUGCUGGAGACCUGUGGUCCAUGGAGAGAGAAACCUAUGCUGGAACAGGUAGGACUUGUGGCCCUGUGGGGAAUCCAUGCUGAUGCAGCUCAUUCGUGACCCAAGGGAGAGCAGAUUAUGGAAGAACUGUGGCCCGAGGGAUAGACCCAUGCCAGAGAGGUCUAUCAAAGACUGUCUCCUGUAGGGAGGGAUCCCACAAGAAAUAGGGGAAGAACUCAAAGCCAUUACUCCCUGUAACUGUGGUGAAUGACCAUGGUGAAGCAAGUCAUCCCCUUGCAGCCCAUGGAAACCAUCAGAAUGCAGAGAGAGACCUCUGCCCCUGAUGGAAAAGUGACCCCCCAGGACAGUAAAUUGAGAAGAGUUCCUAUCUAAGAGAUGGAUUUUAACAGAGGCAGCCACUGACUGUGACUUUUCCCCCCUUUCCUGUCUCCCUGCACUGCUAGGAGAAGGACUGAGAACACAGAGGAAAGGGGAGAGUGGAGAGAAGGUGUUGUGUUUUAAGACUGUUUUAUUCUUUUAUUCUUUAGUUCUUAUUCAGUUAACAAUAAAUUUAUCUUUAGGUUUGUGUAUCAGGGAAUGUUGAUUUUUUUUUUUUAAUCGGUAUUUGGCCCAACCACUUUUGAAAGUUUUGUUCUUUGCCUACCAAGUUCACUGAUAAACUGGAGAUUCAUCCUUGGAGAGAGAGUUUCUAGUAUAAACUGUUUUAAUUGGUGUUCUGUGAUUGGCUCUUUAUCUGUAGAGGACAUUUGAAGGAGAAACUGAAGAGGAGAGGAAGAAGUAAAGCCCCGAGACCCAAAUAGAUAAGACCCCUUGAGUGCGAUAGGGGAAUUCCAAAGUUCUCACGCAUGCGCUGAAGGGGUACACUUAUAUAAUGGGGGGAGGGACUGAAGGUCUCUAGCUGGGCAGUGCUGGCCACACUGGCCCAGGUAGAUGUCACGGGCUAAUUGGAUAAAAAUGCAGGUGUUGGAGAUGGGCUAGAGGAGGAAGAGGAGUUUAACCAGUGGAAGGAGUCAGCGUCUGACAGCAUGGACCAGACAGCAUCAGACAGAUAGACUGAGACCUCCAUUUUAUGUUCAUGUUCUUAUUCAGUUAGGUUGUAAGUUUCCUCCCAUAGGAGAAAGCAGACAGUUUCUGAUUGGGCAGAGCACCAUGAGGGCAGCUGCCCAUUCCAACUGUAUACUUAAAAGUUAUCUGAAAAGUUAUGUAUCCCCCCUUUUUCUCUGUCAAUCCCUGCUAAUUGUCCAAUACCUUAUCCAAGUUUUGCAUACCUUUCCCCUAUUCCAGAACCUUCCAUAUCUGCCCUAUAAAAACCUUCCAUUUUGUAAAAUAAAGCAGAUCAGCUCUGAUCAGCAAUACAGGCUUGCAUAUGCUUGAUGACAUGUUUGCUUGCUUCACCUGUUUGAGCAGUUGCCCAUAUGGCAUGUGAAAAGGUGUCGAUGCUAACAUGAACAAAUUUCAGUCUCCCAAAUUCUGCUACAUGUGUAACAUCCAUUUGCCACAGUUGUAGGACCUGUAACCCCAGAGGGUUAACUCCAAGCCCAAUGCCUAGGCCAUCCCUCUGACAAGCAGGGCAUGAUUGAACAAUAUUCUGAGCAUCUGUAAAAGUUAGUCCAAACUGCCUGACUAACAUCUUUGCUGACUGAUGCAAAAACUCAUGUGACAAAACUGCUUGCUGAAACAGGUUAGCUGGGGGUCCAGCCCUAACUGGAGCCACCAAUUGGUCUGCUCUAUUAUUACCAAUAACUAACCCACCACACUUCUGAUGACUGAGAAUGUGUGUUAUGAAAUAGGGUUGAGUUCUUUGAUUGACCAAAUGUAAAAGUUGUAACAACAAGGAAUGUAACCUGUCAUUUUUAACCGUUUUGAUCGUUGCCCCCUCAAUUCUCAUUACCGUUCCUACCACGUAUAAGGAAUCAGAGACAAUGUUCACCAGUGCAUCCUGCAGAAUUCCUUUCCAUCUCUGAACCGGACAAUCGCUGUUUGCUUUCUCGCCCACCAGCAACCCGCUCAUGCCUGAAUUGUUGCUUGGUGACAGCUCUGUCCCACUCGGCAGGAGUGCCCCUGCAUUCACCAACAGCCCAUCCUCUCCCGCCAGCGAUCCGUUCCUGCCCGCAGACAGUAAAUUCCCCCCUGCAGGCGGAGAACCCCUGCCCGCAAUCAGCAACGAGCCCCCGUCAACCACAGACAGAGAGCCCCCACCGCCCGUAAGCAGUAGCAAGCCCCCACCCGUUGGUAAAGAGCCAACGCUUGUAAGUGGCAGCCCGUUCACGCUCCCUCCUCCCUGCAGCCCACUCCCAUCUCCCCCCUGCUCCUCCCGUGUGAACCAUGGAGGAGGGGGAAGUGGCAGGAAUGUGUUGAGAGGAGUCAGUGUCUGUGUUGGUGCACGGACAGGGAGGCUGGCAGUGACAGAGUGGGAUUGGGAGGGUGGUCCCGUUUCCAGUUCCUCUGUGCAACAAGAGGAACCACCAAGACUUCCACCUCCUUCAGGCACCGUAGCACCUCCCUCAUCUGCAUCUCAUCCUUCGUAGCUUCUGGCCCGUUGUCAGAGUCAGAGUCCGAACUUGGAGACGGAGGGACAUGGGGUGACGGCGAACGUGAUGACAAUGCUGUUCUACACGCUGAAUCGCGAGUUCCUCUCUCCUCCUUUUUGUUCCGCUGACGCAGAGCCGAUCUCCGCAGUGGAGAGCGGUCUUGCAGGGGGAGAACCUUUGCUGGCUUGAGUUGUUUUCACUGGACCGAUGUAACAGUAACACCCUUCCCCUCCGCAUCUUCAGCGGAUGGUUUAGGAGCGGACACUGCCUCCCGUGGGACCAGAGUGUUGGUAACACUCAUCCUCCCAGAAGCACUGGCUGACGAUUUCAAAGGAACCGCCACUUUAACGCUAGCUGGCAGUGGGAUUGGAGGGAUAGCAAAGAGGAACUGCGAAACCAAUCCUGUCCCGCCCUUCUUAUUUUCAGUUUCACCGCCUACUAAUGCAGCAAAGGCUGAAGCAGUAACUUGGCGCUCAGUUUUCAUGGAUUUUAAAGUUUCUACCAGCACCCUCCACAAUGGUCCAUAGUGAGUAAGUUCUUUAGAACCUUUUGUAAAUUCUUCCCACAAUUCCUUACCUAUGUCUUCCCAUUCUGGGAUCUCAAACGCAGAAUUUACCGUGGGAAGAUACCCCUGCUCCCGAGCCCAGCUUAAUAGCCCUUUGAGAGCAGCCAUUUCAUAUGUUACCCCUCUCUUGGAGAGUAUAUGCUGUAGGAGUUUAAUAACUGCCUCUUCCUCCUUGCUCAGAGAGACCCUCAUUCUUACCCAACCGCUCACCUGUAUGGGGUAUCCUUGUCAAUAUGAGCUCAUUUUUCCAGGGUCGGGGCAGCCCUGCUAUCGAUUGGCUUUCCCGCACCCCGUUCCCCGCUGUUGAUCUUCCAUCCGGGUUUUCGGAGGCAAACAGCAGCUGCCGAUCCUGUCCUCCUCCCAAGUUCUCCCUUUGAGUCCUCCGAGGAUGCGGUUUGCUGAAACAUUCCUCCGUCCAGGUCCCACCGACAGGGUCCAUGGAGAAAAACGGUUAAGUAGGAGGUCCCUGUUCGGGCGCCACCUAACAACGGCAGGAGCACGAAUACAUCACAAACAACCAAUAUGAUUAAGCAAUGUAUCCUUUAUUAAACACACAGUGCACAUUUUUAUACAUCUUCCUACCCUUGUGGGUGCAGGAUUAAAGUCUGGGGAUUGGAUAACUCAGCCUGUCCACGAGUUCGUGUCUUAUGCUCAUUGGAUAAGGUCUAGGGUCGAUAUUUUGCACCUGGAUUCCAGCUCCCACCGUAACUUCUCAUAACAUGAAAUAGCUGUUGAUCAUAAACCUAUUCCAUUCUCAUGGGAAGUCUGUUCAAGUUGAUUAUAAACUAAUUCCAUUCUCAUGGGAAGCUAACCUAAGUCCACAGUUGUCAACUAUAAACCAAGUUUUCUUCCCAUGGGAAGCCUGAGGUUUCUUUCACAGAUGGUAAUAUGGGUUGUUUACCAAGUGUCCAUUUUCCUGCAAAUAUUCCACACAGGUUGCCCCCCUGCCAGGCUUGGCAGGGAAAACUACAACUCAGUUGAAAGAACCCGCUGGUCUGGGCUUUCCCUGACCCCCACAAACUGUGAUAUGCAGGUGGCUCGUUCUUGGUGCUCUCAAGCUUCACAUGAAGGACAAUAUUGUCUUUUGGGGGGAUGCCCGCUAUCUUGUGAGCCUGCUGACACUCCAAGGAUGCAACCUCUGCUAUGGGGAAUUCUAGUCAUUCUGGGGUCAGUAAGACAAUCUCAUAAAAUACACCUGGGUGAGUGGGGGUUUCACUGAGGGCUUAGUUCACUCCUCUCCUUUCCUGUCUCUCGGGUUCCCAUUUA